AUGCAGGCAGACGAGAACUCGUCCAGCACGUCUCUCUGUCUCCCUCCAUGCUGGAAGUGUUCCCGAAAAGCUGUGAAAUAUUUCCGUUGUGCCACAGAGGGCUGUCCUGGCCCGGCAAACAUUUCUGCAAGCUCACAGGACAUCAUCGACAAUCGUAUCGCUUUGUGUAAGCAGUGUGCAGUACGCUGCCCCUUCUGCGCUGGAGCUAUCCGACAAGAGGAUUUGCACUCCGUCACCGACAGGCCAGCCACGCUCUUAAGUUGUUCGACCGAAGGAGGGGGUGGUGAGGGGUCGGCCGUGGGUCCAACAGCUGGGAUCGAUCUCCAGACCUUGGAAGAGUUCAACCUGCAGCUGAAGGAGUUGGCGGACAAGGUGCAGAAGCGAAUGCGAGCAUUGAGUACGGAGCUUGCGGUGAGCGCGUCGGGUCACCCAGAGAUUCUCGAGCUCCUGGAACAGGCCAGGAAGCUCGUCGACAGCCUUGAUCAACAGGGUCUCCGGCCGGAUGGUGUUACAUACCAGUGGCUGAUAUCCCUGCAUGCUCGAGCAAAAGAUAAGGAGCACGUCGAAGCGUGGGCCUACAAGAUGGAGAACUGCAACAAAUGCAGCACGGAUGCCUACAACUCUGUCAUGUUCGGCUUCGCAGUGCCGCAAGGAAUUGAUCGUGCUGACAUGUGGUUCAAUCGCAUGUUGGCCCAUGAUGUGGCGCCAGAUGUCAAAACCUUCGCUAUUCUCAUUCAAGCAUGCGCCGCAUCCCGUGAUUCGACCCGUGCCAGUCGAUACUUCCAGCGCAUGCAACGCUUCGGCAUCGCGCCAAACGUUGUUGUUUUCAGCCAGUUGAUCAGUGCUUGCGCCUCUGAAGAUCACGACCCCCGCAGCUUGCAAAAGGCAGAAGGGUUUUUCAAGAGUAUGCAACAAUCAGGUGUGGAGCCCAACAACUUCACAUUCAUGCGGCUGCUGAAAGCAUGUGCGAAUGCCGGGGAUGCAAGAAAGGCUUCCCAGUACUUCAACUUGAGCGUAGAAGCUGGCUGUGUUCCUAACGUCGUCACAUACACCCAGAUGGUGUCAGUAUUCAUCAAAAAUGGCGAUGUGGCAGGGGCAGAGAGGUGGUUCAGUAAGCUGGAGGCAGCUGGCAUCACCCCAAACGUGGCAGCCUUCAAUUCUGUGAUUCGUGUGUGUGGCACGGCAGGUGACGUCAAACACGCCUCCAGCUGGCUGGAGAAGCUUGAGGCAGCUGGGUGCCACCCGACGGAGCACACCUACGAAGCCCUCAUCACGUCGGUCCUUUACCAUAAGGACUUCGUUGGAGCAGACAGGUGGUUGCAGCGCAUGCUGGACACAGGAGUGCCACCGACCAUCAAGAUUUUCAUUAUCCUCCUGAAAGCUUGCGAACACACUGGCAACUUGUGCCAGGCAGAGAAAUGGUUCAACAAAAUGAUCGAGGCCGGAGUUCAGCCAGACGUGCAGGCCUAUAACAGCAUUUUGAAGACCAGUGCAGUGCAUGAUUCCUUUGGGCGGUUCCGAGUAAGACAGCCGACGUGCCAGGAGCAACGGAAGUGGUUUCUGAAGAUGUAUGAAGCAGGUGUGCAGCCCAACGAAGCCACCCAUGACAUCCUGACGCGUUCCACGUGCUUGCCGAUCGUCUCGGCCGUAGCAUCCUCCGUCGCUGCAGCUCUGCAGUCGUAUAGCCAUCGCUUCUGCAGCAUAGGAAACUGA
Messenger RNA from Symbiodinium necroappetens, 1713 nucleotides. The record is from the annotation of a GenBank genome assembly. NCBI's taxonomy places the organism in Eukaryota, Dinophyceae, Suessiales, Symbiodiniaceae.